CUAUCGUUGAAAUUGUUUAAGUAAGUAUUACUAACAAAACUUCAAAAAAAGUUAAAACUGUACACUUUCAGUAUGUUUUUCUUAUAGAAUAUUUUUUAUCCGCAUCUAGACCUUCGAUUCAUUAUACCUCAAGUCCAUAAAUAAAAAUGAAAGUUUCCUGCAUUUUAUUAUCAUUUAUCUGCGUAAAUGUUUUGGCAGAUGUCAGUAUAACAGAAUAUAUACAUAUGGUUGAACUUUCAAACAUGCAUAUCAAGGAAGCUUGUGACUAUAACGAUGGUUCUAUAGGAAAUGGAUUGGAGCGUGUAAUUAUAUACGCUUUAGAUACAAAUUUCUGUCCAACGAAGUCUUUUCAUCAAAUGUUCACUGUACCGGAACUUUCACGAACUAACUACUUUGAUUAUCUACAAGCAUCCAUAAUGACAGAAACACAUUCUCUGCAACGGAAAAUAUUUGAGACAUUAGGUAUUCCUAUGCCGGUUAUUCCAAACGAAAGUAAUGAUAUUUUAAGAAUAACUACACGUGAAAAGGAGAGAAGUUUUCUUACUGGAAAAGCUUUACAUAAUUUACUUAAGCAAAUAUUUUAUAUUCCUGCAUUUGAUAAUAAAUACCAAAGUAUUUCUGCACAUGAUGAUAAAUUUGAAAGAGUUUACAACACUUCUCGUAGAGCAAUUUUAAAAUUGACCGAACUUGGAAAGGCGAGAAGACUUCUUACUGGAAAAGCUAUAAGAAAUGUACUAACUCAAAAAUUAGGUGAAUAUAAAUCUGGACUGAUUUCAUAUGACAAGAUGUAUUCAGUUCAUAGAAAUUGUACUUUGAUAGCAAUGUGGUUUACUUUAAAAACAGCUUCAUUAACGGCUGAUAGUGUACGUCAUGUGCAGGAUAUUGAUAUUUGUAUAGUAUAUGAUAAGGACUGGAAUGCUGUAAAAUACAGACCAUUUAAGAGCAUAUAUUGGCAAGUAAAUGUCAAUAAAAUGGAUACUAAAAUAGAAGAAUUAAAUGUACAGCUACUCGACGAUUCCAGUAUCCCAAAAUUUGAGAAACAAGCAACAUGUAUAACUUUUUAG
Adelges cooleyi (spruce gall adelgid) is the source of this 1064-nucleotide messenger RNA. RefSeq lists its product as uncharacterized. The coding region runs from base 147 to 1064 and encodes 305 amino acids. The record is from RefSeq and is a predicted model, not a curated record. The transcript is spliced from 14 exons. NCBI's taxonomy places the organism in Eukaryota, Metazoa, Arthropoda, Insecta, Hemiptera, Adelgidae.